Messenger RNA from Drosophila serrata, 2634 nucleotides. It is a transcript of the gene in, whose product is annotated as inturned planar cell polarity protein. Gene Ontology annotation, biological process: establishment of planar polarity; nervous system development; cilium assembly. The record is from RefSeq and is a predicted model, not a curated record. Lineage: Eukaryota; Metazoa; Arthropoda; Insecta; Diptera; Drosophilidae. Gene Ontology annotation, cellular component: cytoplasm; cilium.
AUGCGCAAAUCGCCGGGUAGCCUUGCCUCGGAGCCCUUCUCCAGCUCCAACUCCUCGCUGAGCAACUCCUACAGCGAUGCCAGCGAUUUGGCCAACUGGGAGGAGUACGUGGCCACCGAUGGGAGUCUCUUCUACGUGGAGUAUCUGAAGCAAGAGAAGGCUGCGGCUGGGGCGGCGGAGCGACGGGUGGAGUUCAUGCGCCGAUCGCUGCGCCUGGGAAAGAAGUCUUCGCGUCGACAGCAGCAGCACAGCAACAGCCAGAGUCAGAAUCAGAAUCAGAGCCAGAACCAGAACCAGUCCCACAGCCACAGUCAGUUGGAUUCCCAGGCGGAGACGCAAGAGUUUCGAUUCUCACAGUUUAAGACGGCCGCCCCCGAUCCCAAGAAACUGGAGCUGGUAAUCACCGCCGCGGAUCGCUUUCGUUUCGGACGCCGCUCCACCGCCGUGGAGUCGAUCCUGGGCUUCCGGGUGGUGCCCUUCCCCGACCAGCCCGAGUGUCUGAUGGUCGAGGGGUUCGUGCAUGACCUCAGUGCCCUGCAGCACGGAAUUAAGCGUGGAGAUUGGUUUAGGUCCCUGAACGGCAUCGAGUUGUAUGCCAGCAAUGUGGACGAGCUACUGCAGCAGUAUGUGGAGCCCACGCAAGUGUGUCUGGGAUUCCAAUCAUGCGGUUCUGGGAACUCUGCUUCCCCGGCGGAUCCUUCCUUUAACGCCCAGAAUAUGCCGGACGAUCAGCAGAUAUGCAAGGUGGAGAACUUUGCCUCCUUCGCCGAGAAGUUUGAGCAAAUGCUUUUACCGGAGGCUGAGACUUCUCCGGAUAUGUCCCUGCCCUUCGCCAUGCUACUGCUACCGCCGGAGUGCUAUCAGCAUGAGCAACAACAGGACUCUCUCUACUAUUAUCCUGAGACACCGGACAACUUCCUGUUUAAAGCCCGAGGCAGCUUCCUUACACUGCACGCCGUGCUCAGCGAGUUGCACACCCACCCGCUGAGCUCUCGCCUCCUGGUGGAGCAGGUGCCCUACCAUGUGAACUACCGCAGACUGAAUGGAUUCUUGGUUCUAUUUGCCUAUGCCGGAGCCCUGUGCAGUGCGGCGGAGUGCAGCCUGCGGUCGGACGAGCUCAUUGGCUACAUUCGCUUUUCCCUGCCGGGCUUGCUCCUGGAUAGCUUUAGUUCCGAGGGCGGCACCGCUUCGAGCUCCAGCCUUAAGCAAUUCCUGCGCCACUUUUGCGGGAUACAGAGGACGCGACUGAUGGCCAGAUGUCGGGCUGGUCACAUACGCUUUGAGGAGCUCCUGGGCCAGUCACGGAGCCUGCCACUGCCCAAAGAGGCGCAACUGCGGAUUUUUGAUGCUCUCAGCGAAAUGGAGGCCAUGGACUAUCGCAACUGGAACGACGAGCCGCUGACUACACACCGUGAGUUCUUCAUUUACGGCAGUGCAUUGUACUACGAUAGCUUCCUGGUGGCCAGCCUCCUGCCUCCCGAGGUAAGGGUUAGUGUGGAGGGUUUCCUGCGCUGCCGGGGAAUUUUUGACCUACUGGGAGCUCCGGGUAUCAGAGUACGGGAGCUAUACGUCUGGGAGGAGAUCGUCUUGCCCAGCGCCACAGGCCGUUACUUCCUUACCAUCUGCACUCGAAAUCACCUGAGUUUGGCCGUUAUCCUUAAGAUCUUCGAUGCUCCCGAUAUGGCGCCCGAUGCGGUGGUCGGACCUUCUCUGUUCUACAUUGAAGAGAUCCAGGAGACGCUGGAUCACCUGGUGCAAUGCGGCAUUGAAUCGCUGGCCAUGUUCUGGUCCAUUUCGAACAAGAGACCCGAGGUGCUGGAGCCCAUAGCAGGAGAGACCAGAGAUCAGGAGAAAGAGCCCAAUAACAGCCGGUUGGAGUCCUUUCUUAAACAGAAGCUAACCGUGCUAAGUCCUUCGUCUGUCGAGGAAGAGGCACAACUGUGCUCCUCUCUGGGUGGAUCCUCCAUACACAGCCUGACGCCCAGCGAAGAUGACUCCUCGCGGCGUCGCUUGACCCCCAUUCACGGCGCUGGCGAAGAUUCCGAUAGCGGCUCCGACUGGGAGAACUUCGCUGUGCAGCAUCCACUGCACUAUGGACUGAAUCUGGGCGCCGAGAGCCACAAUCAAAGCCAAAUGACGGAGUCCAUGUGGAAGGAGAUUAACAACGUGGUGCCGGUGAAAAUUUCCGCCGGUUGGAAGAAUUCCGUGCUGCACUACGUCUACAUUGACAUAGCCAACGGCUCCCUCUUUGCUCCAUUCAAUGACAGUUCCGAGACUGGGUCGUCGUCGACGUUCCUAUCCGAGAUUCGCCAGGCCUGCCACAUAAUCCACGCCGUUUUGGCCAAGUCAAAGCACUACCGAAGGCAACUUACAGAGUCCUCGCGAGCUCCAUCGAAUGCCAAUGGACAUGCAAGCAGCAGCCAGGCAGUGUCGCUGGUCAAGGAGCACGGCAUGACCCUAGAGGUGCAGUCGCAGCAGAAAGCGGAAGCUCAAUCCUCAAGGAGCAGUCGUUUCGUGGUGGUCGGUCGCCUUUUCCAGUCGCCUGCCAAGGAGGUCUACGUCUGCCAUCGCUCCGAUGUGCCCCAGAAUAUCGUUGAAAUGGCCUUUCGGCUAUCCUUCUUUUCCAUGGGAUAG